AUGAUUGUCUCCUUUGUACGAAGGCUCAGGCCUCUGAUGAGAGGCUACGGCUGGGAAGACCCCAAGGACAAAUGGUCCAAGAACUGGUGGCAAUAUGCAGACUCUGACUAUACUGGCGAUAAAACUCCUGAAGAAAGAGGCUAUCAACUAGACCAUUGGGAGAAAAGACUCAACGACGAGUGGAAAACAAAGCCAAGAGUUACCCAAACCAAAAGACUAGCUGAAGGUGGCACAGACUCAAGGCAAAUUCUUGAUAUGGAACUUAAAGAAAACCCACUAGGAGAUUACGAUACCAAUGAACAUUUUAUUCCAAAAGGCCAAAUCAAGACCCGAAUUAUUCAUAUUUUGAGGCAUUUUGAAAAGGUUGACUUAAGAAACUUAAAUUGGGAUGCCAAUAUCUUAGAUGGGCUGAAGCUAGAUGAAUUUGAAAGAGUUGCCUUGCUUACGUCAAUUGAGCAUGAAUUUGAGACUGUUAUUGAAGACAAUGUCUUUGAUAGUAUGAAGACUUUGAACGACGCGGUCAAAUACAUUUCUACUGAUCGCUACGUUUUAUAA
Blepharisma stoltei is the source of this 555-nucleotide messenger RNA. The record is from the annotation of a GenBank genome assembly. Lineage: Eukaryota; Ciliophora; Heterotrichea; Heterotrichida; Blepharismidae.